Molecule: messenger RNA, 1092 nt
Organism: Suillus subaureus
Lineage: Eukaryota; Fungi; Basidiomycota; Agaricomycetes; Boletales; Suillaceae
Product: UAA transporter
Exons: 3
Coding region: 1-1092 (363 amino acids)
Biological process (GO): transmembrane transport
Cellular component (GO): Golgi membrane; endoplasmic reticulum membrane
Molecular function (GO): UDP-N-acetylglucosamine transmembrane transporter activity
Source: RefSeq, a predicted model, not a curated record
AUGCUGUCAUUGUCAGACUGGAUCACCACUCUUUCAUUGGUAUUCGGAGGCUGCUGCAGUAAUGCCAUCACCCUAGAGCACAUCACAUCUCGAUACCCGAACGCAGGCGUCCUGAUCACCUUUUUCCAGUUCCUCAUUGUUUCAUUAUAUGGACUACCCAAACAAUUUACAUUCAACGACCCUCCAGAAUCUAAACGUGCAGCAAAUGGACCAAAUGGCACUGCGUCUGCUCCUACAACACCGCGCAAAAGAUGGAUUCCUCGGCUGAAGAACCGAAAGGUACCUCUGCUACCUUAUUUCGUCCAGGUCGCAUUGUUCUUUGUACUGUCGACUCUAAACAAUGCUGCUUUUGCAUACCACAUCCCUAUGACCGUGCACAUCGUGUUUCGCAGCGGUGGUAUGAUCAUAAACAUGAUACUGGGAUGGAUCUUCACGAAGAACGCUGGCAUCAUAAUAACCACGCUCUCUGCUUCAAAACCCAAAUCUCGUGCUGCCGAAGUAGGCACACCUGACGUCUCACUCUACGCAAUGGGAAUCUCUAUCCUUGGCCUUGCCCUCGUCCUCUCAGGUUUCCUGGGACUCAUCCAAGACUGGGUCUUUGCACGAUACGUCACACCCGCUCAAGCUGAAGCUGCUUCCGACCCCGCAGAACAAUCUUCAUGGCAGGAACAUAUGUUCUACCUCCACUCUCUCGCUCUCCCUUUGUUCUACUUCUCCAAAGAUAACAUAUCCAUGGAGCUCACACGCAUGAGUUCUAGUCCGCCUGUUUUCCUUUCCCUACCGCAGUCAGGGCCUCUUGCACCAUACGAGGCAGGCCUCAUCGUGCCCUCUAUAUUUGUCUACCUCCUCUUGAACACGUGCACGCAGCUCGUGUGUGUCGUAGGAGUCAACAGGCUCACUGGGCGUGUAUCUUCACUGACCGUGACCCUCAUUCUUACUGUGCGCAAGGCCAUCUCGUUAUUGCUGAGCGUCGCAUUCUAUGGAGGACAGGGAAACACGGAGAUGUGGGCCGGCGCGGGAUUGGUAUUUAUUGGGACUAUCGGGUAUUCGACUGGAAGCAAGUCGAAAGACCCGAAGGAGAAGAAAGAUUAG